CAUCUAUUUGGUUGCAUUGGGUCAUUUGGGCUUGUCCCCCUCCCUCAUCCAAUUUGUCAUUUUGAUUUUUGGGUUUACUACCUUUUGCUUCGACUAUUUACAAUGAUUCAGGGGUAGUCAUCCAUCUCCACGAAACAAACGCAAAACAAAGCACAUGACCCCGAUCAUCACUCUGCUGCUCUUGCCCCCCCCCUGUCGCGGGUCCCCCUCCCACUCCCUCGAUACGAUAGCCUACAAGUUGCCCUUGGCGUUGCUCAAGGUAUCAGCCGCCAGUGACAUGACACGGGUCCAUCAAACAUCAAGACAAGACAGUAUCCUGUUUCAAGAUUCAAAUGCAAUGAAAAACAGUGUGGCCAGUGUAUGGCUGAUGGAGGUGACGUGCGGUGAAGGGAGGCAAAUGAGGGAAUCGCUAGAUAAAGCAGGCGUGCGGAGGUGGGAGCAGUCAGCGGAUGCAGAGCGAGAGAAUGCAGGUAUGUCGGCGUGGCUUUUGAAUGUCCUUUUGUUGAUACUUUUUGUUUUCGUGGAUGUGUUUUGACGUGGUGUCCAGCAAGGCUCCUGGGCGGCAAGAGCGUGCAAGUCGGCGUUAUCCUGUUCAGAUGGCGUCCUUGGACACACUGGCAGAGGUCCAGGUGGUGAUGGUGGGGCCCGUGUCAGUUGCAGUCGAUUCG
This is a messenger RNA of Polychytrium aggregatum, 668 nucleotides long. RefSeq lists its product as uncharacterized. The transcript has a single exon. Lineage: Eukaryota; Fungi; Chytridiomycota; Chytridiomycetes; Polychytriales. Bases 155 to 535 code for a protein of 126 amino acids. The record is from RefSeq and is a predicted model, not a curated record.